AUGCCGCUCCCGAAUCGCACCGCUACCGUCGUCAUUCUGAUGGCCGCUACAGCUCACGGCCUGGAGAUACUGAGCGUUGGUGAGAAUGAGAUCCGAGGAACUUCGAUGGGGCGACGUCAAGGAGGCCGCCCUGUACCCAAGCCUAGAGCUAAGUCAUUCCAGGACACGACUAAAGUACAGAGCCCUAACCAAUUCUAUGAGAGUGAUUAUUCAGCCGUCGAAGCUCGGCGAUAUGAAACGGAGGCACACGCUCGAUAG
Molecule: messenger RNA, 258 nt
Organism: Perkinsus marinus ATCC 50983
Lineage: Eukaryota; Perkinsozoa; Perkinsida; Perkinsidae
Exons: 3
Coding region: 1-258 (85 amino acids)
Source: RefSeq, a predicted model, not a curated record